AUGGAGACUGCAGAUUAUAAGAUAGCUCUUUUUAUCUUGUCGUCAGUAAUUCCACCAUGGAAACAUGAUAAAAUUAAAUCUAUCUGUGAUGUAUUUAUCCAGCUUCAGAUAUCUGGUGAUUUAUACCCAGCUGAUAUUAAAGUUUUGUACAAAUUGUUGAAGAAGAUGGAUCGAGGAGAUUUAAUCAGCAAAGUCAGAGCCUACCAAGGAGCUCAGCCAACAUCAGGGAAUACAAAGUUAGGAUAUGGACCAGAAGAACAUCGACAGGUAUACGUACCUAGAACAAUUGAGUCAAAGGAACCAGAAUACCAAGGAGCUCAGCCAACAUCAGGGAAUACAAAGUUAGGAUAUGGACCAGAAGAACAUCGACAGGUAUACGUACCUAGAACAAUUGAGUCAAAGGAACCAGAAUACCAAGGAGCUCAGCCAACAUCAGGGAAUACAAAGUUAAGAUAUGGAUCAGAAGAACAUCGACAGGUAUACGUACCUAGAACAAUUGAGUCAAAGGAACCAGAAUACCAAGGAGCUCAGCCAACAUCAGGGAAUACAAAGUUAGGAUAUGGACCAGAAGAACAUCGACAGGUAUACGUACCUAGAACAAUUGAGUCAAAGGAACCAGAAUACCAAGGAGCUCAGCCAACAUCAGGGAAUACAAAGUUAAGAUAUGGACCAGAAGAACAUCGACAGGUAUACCUACCUAGAACAAUUGAGUCAAAGGAACCAGAAUACCAAGGAGCUCAGCCAACAUCAGGGAAUACAAAGUUAGGAUAUGGACCAGAAGAACAUCGACAGGUAUACGUACCUAGAACAAUUGAGUCAAAGGAACCAGAAUACCAAGGAAUUCGAGGAACCAGAUCAAAAAAUAGUAGAACAGAUCAUAAUAUGGAUGAUUACAUGCAUAAAAGAUUUAAAAUGCAAGACAUAGAAAAUUACAGAGCUGUUCCAAGUCUCAAAUACCAACAGAAUCCAGUAUUUUCGGGUGUAAAGCACGAGCAACCAUCACCUGGUACCAACCCAUCUGUAAGAGGUGUUGGGAACCAGACACCAACCGAACCUUCACCUUUUCAUAGAACUGGAAUAAUUAGUGAGGUACCAGUGAAUCAUCUCAUUAUUACAGAGGAGCAAUCCCCUGGAGACAGUGGGCUAACAGCAGGAUUUAUGACGUUUUUGGACAGAAGUUCACAAGAUAAACGUUCAGGAGAUAUACCACUGUCAAUAACUGAAAGUAAACUGGUUGGGGUUUCUAAAGUCAUAGCAAGAAGAGAUGAUUGUUUUUUACUGGCUUCAGCAUUGAUGAUUGAUUCUAACCAGACAUCUCAAAUAAUGCAGGCAAAUCCAACAAAUGUGCUGAGAGUUCAUGGCUUCCUUAAACACUGGUUUAUUGAACAGAGAAAUAGAUCAGGUACCAGUCCAACUGCAGAUGCUCUCUUAAAAGCUUUUGAACAAUUGGGAUUUACAGAUGCUAUUGAAGAGUAUGCACGACUUAGUCGCGAACCAGAAGCUGAACUUGAACAAGGUUCUGAGAAUCUUGCUGUACGGUCAGAAAAAUUAUUUGGGAUUCAAGAGCAGAAUUUUAAUGUCUCAUCAGCUAUUGAUAAAAAUGGACUAAUUGAUAAAGGCAGUGAUUCUAUUGUUGAUUGGAAUGGUGUGAUUUAA
Molecule: messenger RNA, 1656 nt
Organism: Mytilus californianus (California mussel)
Lineage: Eukaryota; Metazoa; Mollusca; Bivalvia; Mytilida; Mytilidae
Exons: 11
Coding region: 1-1656 (551 amino acids)
Biological process (GO): regulation of apoptotic process
Molecular function (GO): protein binding
Source: RefSeq, a predicted model, not a curated record